GUUUUCAUUGAAAAUAUGUCUUCGAAGAAAAAAAUGAUGAUGAUGACCAGUUUUUCUGAUGAUUAUAUUGAUAUUUUAGCGGCCGAAACAAAUCAACGUAGCCAUAUUCAGCAGCAGCCACAGCGACGAUCACAAUCACAAGUUCAACCACCAUAUUCAUCAUCGCCGAAAAAUCAACAACAUCAUCGUCGAAAUAUUCAUCGUGCACAAAUUGCUCGACAUUCACAUUUUCCAUCCUAUUAUACGUUGAAUUCUUUGUAUUCGAAACCAAAUUUUCUGAGAGAGUUUGCUGAUGUUCGUGAAACCGAACAAGGAUUAACUGAUUUACUAAACGAUUUUCAUGAUGGAAAAAUAAAUGCAUUUGGUGAGAAUAUAACAUUGGAGAAUAUGAUAAAAGUUCGUGAACAACAAGAGAAUCUGGCACGAUUACAUUUCGAAAUGAAUAGUCAACAAUCCAACAAACAAUCAACAAUCGAUGUUUCUGGUAUGUGCAAUACAAAUGCAUCAUUAUAUCAAUCUGGUUGUAGUCAACCAUCAACACCAUCAUCAUCAUUAGAUCAAAAAGAACAAUCAUAUCAAUCGGAUAGUCAAUUAUCGAAUGAACCUAUGACUAUGGUUUUCGCAAAUAUGAAUGGUCAAACAACUACUUCAAGUGAUAACAAUAAUAAUAAUAAUAAUAAUGGAAAUUCAUCACCAAGAAUUAUCAUAUCGAUGGAAGAAACAUCGACAACAUCAUCAUCGCCACAGCCACAAACACCCGAUCCAAUGGUUAUUUGUGGUAAACCAUUUUCCAAAAGUAACAUGAUUAAAUUGAUACAGAAUUUACAAAAUCUUUGUGAAUCAAUUGAACUAUUGCAAUCAAAAAAUCAUAGUGCAAUGGAUUGAAAUCAUUUCAUUCGUUUCAAUGAAACUUUGUGCAAUUUUAUAACGUAAUCCUAUAUAUCUACUGUUCAAGUCAUACGAUUCUUGUUUCUUUUGUAUAUAAUUUUCAACAAAUCAAUUCUAUAAUAAUCAAUAUAAAUUUGAAUUUGCAAAAUUCAA
Molecule: messenger RNA, 1041 nt
Organism: Dermatophagoides farinae (American house dust mite)
Lineage: Eukaryota; Metazoa; Arthropoda; Arachnida; Sarcoptiformes; Pyroglyphidae
Source: RefSeq, a predicted model, not a curated record